Molecule: messenger RNA, 1473 nt
Organism: Lecanosticta acicola
Lineage: Eukaryota; Fungi; Ascomycota; Dothideomycetes; Mycosphaerellales; Mycosphaerellaceae
Source: the annotation of a GenBank genome assembly
AUGACUACGAGAUAUCGCGUUGAGUGUAAGUUUCCGUCUCACCGCCUAUUGUAACAGCGAUGCUUACACGUCUCAGACGCCCUCAAGGUAUGUUCUACAGGCACAGUGCUAUAAGGCAUCACAGUACUAAUACAGUGCUGUAGACCCACAGAAGAGAUCAAUUUGUACGUUUUUCUGCCAUAGCCAUGUCUGAUACCCAUUAACGCUCGAUAGAUUGAAUGGAUCAAAGGACUGCUGGCAGUGCCUUUCGUGCUGCUCUCGCAGCCGACCCACAUUCAGGACGAUGACAAGCCGACUGUUGAUCUCAUGGCCAGAUCCGCCAACGAGCGGUAUGGCCAGAUCAUGCAAGACGUCGAGGAGCUUGUGGCCGAGCACAUCGCCCACGAGAAGCCCAACAGCAAUAAGCCACCAAGCACCAGGUCUAAGUUGAGGAUGCUCGUUCCUACCGUUGGCACGUUCUUCACAGCGUUGCCACUGAGAGACGCCUUUUCCUGGCAAGACGAGCGUCGAUCCAUCUCCAGUCGGCGGUUUGUGGCACCCAGUUUCAACGACAUUCGGCUUAUCUUGAACACCGCCCAGGCCAUGUCCCUCGUCCGAGACAGCAAGCUGGAACUCAUGACCUUCGAUGGAGAUGUCACCUUAUACGAUGACGGCGAGUCACUGAGACCCGACAACGAGUGCAUACCCCGAAUCAUCCAGCGCAUGAAGGCGGGAGUGAGGGUCGGCAUAGUGACCGCAGCGGGUUACACUGAAGCCAAGCGCUACUACGAGCGACUAUACGGACUCCUCGAUGCUCUGGCCACCAACAAGAUACCUGCCCGUCAGCUAGUAGUUAUGGGUGGUGAAGCAAACUUCCUCUUCUGCUACAAUCCGCAUGCCGAAUACAAGCUCGAUCCAGUACCAAUGGAGGACUGGCAGCUGCCCGAGAUGCGCAACUGGACCGAAGAGAACAUCGCCGCCCUUCUUGAUGUCGCCGAAGAUGCUCUGAAGAAAUGCGUUUCUGCACUUAACAUACCUGUGAACAUCCUUCGCAAAACCCGCGCAGUUGGCAUCUACCCUCCCACAGGCACGAGGCUCAGUCGCGAGACGCUGGAAGAGACCGUCCUCGUUGUACAGCGAAUCCUCGAGCUAAGCCCAGCGGGAAGCCGCCUUCCUUUCUGUGCUUUCAACGGCGGCAACGACGUUUUCGUGGACAUUGGCGACAAGUCCUGGGGCGUGAUGGCCUGUCAGCGAUACUUCGGUGGAAUUGAGGGUGGAAGAAGCUUGCACGUCGGUGAUCAGUUCUUGAGCGCUGGCGCCAAUGACUUCAAGGUACGUAGACAAAUCUUUCUUCUUCUUGGAGAAACAUCGGCUGACUGGAUUCAAUAGGCACGACUUGCCUGCACAACCGCCUGGAUUGCCAGUCCCACCGAGACCGUUGCACUGCUGGACGAAAUCCAGCAGCUGUACGAGAUAGAUCGGAAGGAGACAUAA